AUGGCGGCGGCGGCGGCGGCGAGGCGGUGGCUGACGGGUCGGGCCCGGCCGGGACCCCCGGUCCGCGGUUGCGGGGACACGGCGGGUUGGGGCAAACGGGAGCGUUCGUACUGGCGGGCGCUGCGGCGGCGGGUGCUGGGCCCACCCGUACCGCCUUUCGCCGCUCCCUGCCAGGUGGGUGCUCCGGUGCUGCGGACCGCCGCCGCCGCCGUGACCCCGGAGCGGUUGGGUGGUCCCGAGCUACGGGAACUGGCGGCGGCGUUGGCGGCCGGGCUGCGGCGUGGGCCGUGCCUGGGGCUGAGCGCCCCGCAACUGGGCGUGCCGCUACGUGUCUUCGCCGCCGAGCUGUCCCCAGCCCGCUGCCGCCAGUACCCGCCGGCGCUGCGCCGCGCCCACCGCAUCGAGCCCUUCCCGCUCCGCCUGCUCGUCAACCCCGCGCUCCGCGUCCUCGACGCCCGCCUCGUCACCGCACCCGAGGGCUGCGCCAGCCUCCAGGGCUUCUCCGCCUACGUCCCGCGCCACUGGGCCGUCCACGUCUCCGGCGUGGACGAGCACGGGGAGCCGGUGAGCUGGGAGGCGACGGGCUGGGCCGCCCGCAUCAUCCAGCACGAGAUGGACCACCUCGACGGGAUCCUCUACAUCGACCGGAUGGACGCCCGCACCUUCACCAACGUCAGCUGGAUGGAGCUCCUGGACUGACGCCCGCCGCCCCGGCAGGCAGGUGCCCGGCCACCGGCUGCCCUGGUGCCUCGUCUCUCCGAAGCAGAGCCAUAGCGGAGCACCGGGUGUGUGCCCAGGGCUCCUCCAGCGCAGCGCUGGGCACCCAGCCUUACGCUGGUGAUGGAAGCAGCACGGAGCCACGGCCCUCGGGGGCUCCCGCUCAACUUUACUGCGGCCAAUACACACUGUGAGGACUCGGCGCGGCUCCUGGCCCUUCCUGCCUGCCUUCCCUGCCACCCCCGGGCCUGCCCGGCCCCUGCCCAGCGGCUCCCCAGGCAGGGGGAGCCAGGAGGAGCCCAGCCCUGAAUUUUUGCACCUGAAAUUAUUUUAUGGGUCUAAGAACAAGCUCUGCAACCAGGGCUGUGCUGGGCGGGGGGGGAUCCCCCUUGCAGGGGCUUGUUUGGGGCCCAGGGUUGUGGCGUGGGCAGGAGCAGAGGGCGAGUGGAGACGGACGUGCCAGAGCGGAGAUGGUGGAGGGCAGCAGGCAGGGCCCGGAGCUGGGCACAG
Gymnogyps californianus (California condor) is the source of this 1227-nucleotide messenger RNA. RefSeq names its product peptide deformylase, mitochondrial (gene PDF). Bases 1 to 699 code for a protein of 232 amino acids. The transcript has 2 exons. Gene Ontology annotation, molecular function: peptide deformylase activity. Gene Ontology annotation, cellular component: mitochondrion. Lineage: Eukaryota; Metazoa; Chordata; Aves; Accipitriformes; Cathartidae. Gene Ontology annotation, biological process: peptidyl-methionine modification; N-terminal protein amino acid modification. The record is from RefSeq and is a predicted model, not a curated record.